Messenger RNA from Belonocnema kinseyi, 3341 nucleotides. Its product is annotated as F-BAR domain only protein 2. The record is from RefSeq and is a predicted model, not a curated record. The transcript is spliced from 12 exons. The coding region runs from base 342 to 2993 and encodes 883 amino acids. NCBI's taxonomy places the organism in Eukaryota, Metazoa, Arthropoda, Insecta, Hymenoptera, Cynipidae. Gene Ontology annotation, biological process: clathrin-dependent endocytosis; clathrin coat assembly. Gene Ontology annotation, cellular component: plasma membrane; clathrin-coated pit; clathrin-coated vesicle.
UCUGUGACCAAUGGGUGGAUAAGUAUUAUACGUCAUGCUGAUAUUCAGACUUACCAUUACUUACCGUUUGCUCGUCCCUUCAUUCCGUUUAACAAAAGCUAAUUAGGAACAAGUAGACAUUUAGUUAUUUUAAGUGGCUAGUCAGAGCGUUAACGUGUGGUUACUGUGUCUUUUAAUUCAAUCAUAAUAUUUGUUUUAUAUAACCUCAAUUUUUGUGAUUUAAUGUGUCAACAUUUAUUGUAUAUGGAAAAUUGACACGUAUCAAUAACCUUUGUACGUAACUUAUGGAGUCAAGUCCUUUAAAAGUAUGAAAAAUAAGAUGAUCUGAACGGUGGAUCACAAUGACCGUGGAUUUCGUUGAUUAUUUUUGGGGUGAAAAGAAUAAUGGAUUUGAUGUGUUGUACCAUAAUAUGAAGCAUGGUACUGUGGCGAGCAAAGAGUUGGCCGAUUUUUUUCGAGAACGUUCGGCUAUCGAAGAAAACAACUAUAAGCUUCUUACUAAACUGGCAAAGCAAGUUAGCAACAGCAGUUCUAUGCAAGGAACAUUUACACCUGUGUGGAUAUCAUUAAAGGGUGUUCUUGAAAAGUUGGCAAGUCUACAUUUGCAAAUAGCACAGAAAGUCAGUGACCUUAUUAAAGAUGUCACCAAGUACUCAGAAGAACUCCAUAAAAAGCAUAAAGCGGUAAAAGAAGAAGAAUCUUCGACAAUCGAAAUUGUACAGAGUAUACAAAAUGUUACAGUUUCAUUGCAAAAAGCUAGAGACGAAUGUUUUAGACGUGGCCUAGAAUUAGAAAAGUUAAGAAAGGAUAAUGCGAGUCAGCGAGAACUCGAAAAAGCAGAAGUAAAAUUCAAGAGAGCACAAGAAGACUAUAAAACUUUUGUUGAAAAGUAUAGCAUUAUUCGAAAUGAUUUUGAGAGUAAAAUCAGUCAAGCUUGUAGGCGGUUUCAGGGCAUUGAAGAAACACAUUUGAAGCAAAUGAAAGAAUUCCUUUCGAUCUACGUAGACUUUCUCCAAACCAAUCACGAAGAAGUGGGCCGAGUUCACGCAGACUUUAAACAUCACUGUUUAGCCAUGACAGUAGAAGAUUUGUUACAGCAGUUUGUGCAGAGUAAAUGCACGGGAUUUGAAAAACCAGGCCUGAUUGAAUACGAAGAAGUGAUGACAAGUCUAGCAGAACUUGUGGGUAAUUCUUCAGAUGAAGUUAAAAAUUUGGAAACAUCCAAAGAAGUGUCAAAGGGUACUAAUGCAGAAACAGGAGUUGCUGGUUUCCUUAGAAGCCGACGUGAGAAGAGAAAGGAAAAGAAAGCCAAAAAAAAGAAGGAAUCCAUUGAUGCUAGCAGUAAUAAAGAAGACAAAUCGGAUCUAGAUGAUAAAGAUGAAGGAAGAAAAUCUGAAACCCCAACGCCUGAAGUGGAUGAGGAUGGAUUUUGUAUCAGACCCAAACCAGAUUCAUGGGAUAGUGAAAGAGGUUUUUAUUCUAGUUCUGAUACCGAAUCAGAUGAUGAGAAAUAUCGAAAGUUGAGAGUGGAAAUUAAACCUCUAAGUAAUGGAAACACACCAAUAAGUGCCAGUGUUGAUGAACUUAGAGCAACGGUGGAAAAUCUUUCCCUUAUAACUGCUCCUACGGUUCGCAGAGAUUCACAUGUUGAUUCUGAUUAUUCCAUGAAAAGAUCGCAGUCUGUCUUGCAACAGCUGUCUGGUAAACCGAGUUCAGAUUUGCUCGGUUUAAAUUUGACCAACCUGUCCAGUAUAACAUCGAGCGCCUCAACUCCAGUAGCCAGUCAUCCAUAUGCUCCUCUGCAAAGUCCACCAAUGUUGUCAUCGCCUUUAGUACUACAUCUAGAUUCACAAUCAAUUCCGCAAAAAUUUCAAGAUGGCGAUCUGUUUUCGGAAGUAGAUGAUAUGACAUCUGAUUUAACUUAUAAACUGUCAGCUUCAUCUAUACCAACUGGAAUCAUUGCUAUACCUAGGCCACCUUCUCGAAGAGGUGAAUGUCAGUCUAACCGAGGGAGAAUGUCGCCAGCAACAAUUACAAGAGCAGAUAGUGUUGCAAGUUUGGAAUUUCGUGCAACCGGAGUUGGCGUAGGCACCUCGAGAGGUCCUUCUCCGUUGACAAUUGGUCUCGCUGAUACAAUUCCAUUAGCAGUGGCAUUUCACGAAUUAGUACACUCAUAUUUCAGAGGAUCCGACGAAACUCGCUGCCAAGUCAAGUUGAGUGGAGAUAUGAUGCUAUCAUUCCCCGCAGGGAUUCUAACGGUACUGACUAAUAAUCCAAGUCCUGCAAAGCUCAUAUUUCGCAUAAAAAACAGUAACAGAUUGGAAAAAGUUAUUCCCAAUUCUCAGCUGAUCAACAUGGAUAUAACGCAGGCAAGUGUUGAAAGUAUGCUAUUUGAAUUCAACAUGAGUGCCUUAACUGCAUUAUUACGAAAACAAGCCGAGCAUAGUCCUUCAGCAUCUUAUUUCAAUGUGGAUAUUUUGAAAUAUCAGGUCAGAAUUAGAGAGGGAGCUACUUCUUGUCCGUUCCAAGUGGUGUCUUAUUGGAAAUGUGAACCUAACCAUACUGACCUAAAGAUUGACUAUAAAUAUAACAGUCGAGCUAUGGCGUCACCCAGUCCUUUGCUGAAUCUCCACGUAGCAGUUCCAAUCGUUGGUGGUUUCAAAAGCCAACAAAGUAAACCUCAUGCGCAGUGGUUACCGGAUACAAAACGCUUAGUUUGGAAGUUCACAGAAUUGUCACAGCAUAGUGAAGGAAACGGCGUUGGAUCAUUAAAAGCAAGAAUUGAUCUGGAACAUGGGCCAGGUUCCCAAGGAACAAUACAUACACAAUUUAAUUGUGAAGGUACCACUUUGUCUGGAAUUGAAUUUGAACUUGUGGGUUCAGGAUAUAGGUUAAGUUUGGUCAAACGCAGAUUUGUUUCAGGAAAAUACAUAUGUGAGGGUGAUAUCGAUCCACGUACACGGUAUGCUGAAACUCCUGUUCAUGUUGAUUAAUAAAAUGUAGUGUGUGCCUACGAAGAAAAUGUUUGAUGAUUGACGCAAGGUAUUAUGGUGCCUGGGAAACUGUUAGAAACCAAAGAGACUGAUUUUAAAUAAAUUAGAAUCAUUUAGAACGAUGAACAUGUCCAGUGAAAUAAAGUAGAUAACGUUUCGCAUCCAGAAGCCUUAAGUCAAUAUCGUUUGACGUUCAAGCAUAUAAUAUAUAGUUGACUGAUAGAAGUAAUAUUAUGAUAAUGUGUUCUUAGUUUUUAGGAAAAUGUAAGAUGAAUAUGAAAACUGUUAGAUAUUUCUUGUAAAUCGAUGAAAAUUAAAUAUACAUUUUCAUUUUUUUAUUGCUUCAAA